Molecule: messenger RNA, 948 nt
Organism: Sinocyclocheilus grahami
Lineage: Eukaryota; Metazoa; Chordata; Actinopteri; Cypriniformes; Cyprinidae
Product: HLA class I histocompatibility antigen, B-58 alpha chain-like
Exons: 5
Coding region: 1-948 (315 amino acids)
Biological process (GO): immune response
Cellular component (GO): external side of plasma membrane
Source: RefSeq, a predicted model, not a curated record
AUGUAUACAGGCUUGACCAAAGCAGGUCCAUUUCCAAUGUUCAGUGCUGUGGAGAAACACUCCCUCCACUACAUGUAUACAGGCUUGACCAAAGCAGGUCCAUUUCCAAUGUUCAGUGCUGUGGGUGAGUCUGAUUACAUUCAGAUUGUUCGCUACAGUAAUGAAAAACAAGUCUGGAUAAGAGACAAUCUGACUGUAGACGACUGGAACAAAGCUCCUGCAGAACUGCCUGAAACUAGAGAAGAGUUCUUAAAUUAUCUAUAUGAUCUGUCACGCUGCCUACCAUCUGCAGAGUGUUCUGAGUUACAUGUACUCCAGAGAAUAAGUGGCUGUAAGCUGGAAAAACUUCCUAAUGGAACAGUAAAGAGUCUGAAGGCCUUUGAUGAAGUUGCAUAUGAUGGAAUGGAUUUUAUUACCUUAAAGUAUGACCUUCUUCCAUGGAUGGAUAAAGUCACAAAAACCAAAAUGGAUCAUCAAACUGGACGAAACCCAUUCCUCAGAGAUUUCCUCAGAAACUGCUCUAAGUGGAUCUCCACAUUUAACAACACAUUUAAGACUCCACCAGAUGUUCAUGUGUUUGUGAAGAAAGCUCCUGAUGAUCAAAGCAAGCUGGUUCUGAGCUGUCUGGCCACUGGUUUCUACCCCAGAGAUGUUGAGAUGAACAUCAGAUUGGACGAAACUGUUCUUGAGAACCAAACAUCAUCUGGAAUCAGACCAAAUGCUGAUGAAACCUUUCAGAUGAGAUCCAGUGUGGAGACUGAUGCAAAUCACAAAGGAUCUUAUGACUGUCUGGUCGUUCACAGCAGUCUGACUCAGACACGACCGGUUUUAACAGUGUGGACUAUAUAUCAACAAACAUUUAGUGAAUCUUUAUGGUCUGUUAUAGCAGGAAUAGCAGCAGCUGUAGUUAUAUUUCUCCCUGUGAUUGCUUGCUGCAUCUACCAUUAG